This is a messenger RNA of Echinostoma caproni, 1533 nucleotides long. The record is from the annotation of a GenBank genome assembly. Lineage: Eukaryota; Metazoa; Platyhelminthes; Trematoda; Plagiorchiida; Echinostomatidae.
AUGUCGCUUUUCUCCCAUUUUCAGGAUUUGGAUUUUGAUCCCACACCGAACUACAAACUCGAUUUCGAUUGGUCCGCUUCAUCACGUGCUCUGCCUCCUGUUCCGCAUCAACCUGUGACCACAAUGAGGCGCUACAAUCCGUCGAACAAUCGACAACCACACUGGGUCAGUGAAGCCAAGCACAUGCGAUGGAAUAAUGGACCGGAUCGAAUGCCUAGUUCUACCAUCACUCAGUUCGCACGUAAUCCAACCUCUUACAAAGCGACCAGUCAAACGUAUCCGAAUUUCGAAAAGCUGGAUCACAGAGAUGCAGAUGAACACUCGGUAAUGAGUGUUUCCUCAGUAGACUCCGCCAUGACAGACACGGAGAAAAUGAAAACUGGACUGCUCAAGGAACAACAAGAUAUUCUGGCCGCUCUGCGUUCCCGAUCAUCAUAUGUGCGGUUUUUCUCGCCCCUAAAGAAACGAAUUGAGGAGCACAGUAAACGUGUUUUUGCCUCCGUACGGACUGAUCGGUCACACGGUGCGGUGGACACAACCGUGUGUACGUACAAUUUGGCUCUGUUGGUGCAAGACCUGACAGUGAUACAUCAGAUUUGUGGUCUUCUGACCACCUCAUCGAAAGAUUCACCGGAUGCCGGUCUGACAAGAAAAUUCCUAUUGCUCCGUAAAACUGCUGAAGAUGUGACUGCUCGACUGGGCAGUAUUGUCCGCGAGGUAGAGUCACACAGUUCCCCUAAUUCCGGCGAAUUGCCUCGAUUACUCCAGCUGGUAUCACAGACUGUGGAAUCAUUGGAUGCGGCCGUUUUGGCCAAUGCACCACUACUGUUUAGUCCCACGAAAGUUCUGCGUCGAGCUAACUCCAGUCACCGACCAUACAUGCCCGAUCGAACUCUGGAAACGACCCGGUCGUUAAGUAGCUCUGUGCCUCAGUUAAAUGAAUUAGACAAGGCCAAAGUGAAUGCUGGAUUGGAAGAGCUGAAACGUCUUGAUCCGCAACAAUUCAAGACGUUCCAGAAUGGCAUACAAUCAUUAAAGCAACGAUGUGAUACCAGUACCAGUCUAGCUCACAGAUUCCUAAAGGAGUUACAGGAUCACGACUGGUCUCCGAAUUCAAACAAAGACCCCAAAUCGCCACUAACUCCAAAUUUUCUAACCUUACAAGUAAAAAACACAUUGCAUCAAUCCAGUUUGUUGGUUCGCGCUAUCGCGGAGUUUUGCUCCACAGUGUGUGGCGUCGGAGAGAGUUUGACUUUGGUCGAUAAAAAUGAUUGUCGACGCAAGAUCGCAGUCGAACUGGAGAACAGGGGCAGCGCAAUUUGUGAAGCUCUGAAAGGUCUGGUCAUCCAGGCAAAAGAGGCCACUAGCCAUUUGCGAAGUGACGGUUUGGACCAAAUGGAUUCGACCAAGACUGUUUUACCAAUGCCCGGACCCGUGUGGCAACGGCUUCUGGGUUCUACUCGUAGUGUAUGUAUGAGUCUGACAGCGGUGAACAAAAUACUCUCCUCUUAUGUUGCUUCAGCGACUGAAUGA